CAGAGUCUUGCGGAGCUCAAUGUUUCAUGGUGCUCCUUGCAAUACGUACGCGUGUACUCCGAAGCAAAACGUUACCAGCUGUCUCGUUGCGGAGGAUUGGGACUGAUCUUCGUGCCCGUGACGGAAUCUCGACUGGUUGGGUUUAAAAAGCGACAAGAGAUCUUCAACGAGAGAAGUCCAGAUAGCGAGAAGUCCGGCUGCGACCUUUUUUCGCGUGCAAACGCUCUCGUGGAAUCUCUAAGGGAGUAGGGUGGUAAGAGAGCGUCAGGGGAUUUCGGAAGGAGUCGCGAAAUGAGUGUCGAGGACGCCAUCAAUUACUCUCCCAGCGAGGAGGAGGACUAUUACGCUCUGUUAUCUUGCGACGAGUCUUCCACGGUCGAGCAGAUUACAGCGGAAUACAAGGUAUUAGCUCUUCAGUAUCAUCCGGAUAAAAACGAUGGUGACAAGGAGGCCGAAAAGAAAUUUCAACAAUUAAAGUAUGCAAAAGAAGUUCUAUGCGAUCCUGAAAAGAGAAGCAAUUAUGAUAAAUGGCGGAAUAGUGGUAUCAAAAUCAGUUACAAACAAUGGGUCGGCAUGAAGGAACAUGUGCAGCAGACUAUGCAUUGGAGCACACCGAAGACAAAGGACAGAAUGUUGCCGGACGCGACCGAAGAGGCAAGUGGUUCACCAGCUCACCUCAAAGGUCACCCUACAAAUGCGCACAGGAGGGCUUCAGAGGGUGGUGCCAUGAAUCUCUACUAUCGUUCGGGCCAUGGCGUCCCGUUCUAUCAGGAGUCUAACGAGGUUGUCAGUAAGUUUCGCAAUUACGAGAUUUAAAAGGUCUCCAAUGUAAUUCUCAGAACCGAUUCCAUUAUACCGGAUGCCCUUAUAACAACAGGAACAUGUUGCAUUAGACAAAUAUCUACCUGUAUAUGAGUGUACGAGGCGUUGGUCGGAUCGCGUUGGCGUGUGCAUACAUCUAUAUACCUUAUAAAAUAGCGAGUUGAGAUAGACGCAUCUCUUCUCUUCGUCGCUCCUCGUCAUCGAGCAAUUUAUCAUGUUUCUUUCUACCCCGUUUACAUGCGAUCUUGCAAUCAAAAGACUUUUAUUGUUGUUGCGUCACUCCUAUUAAACUGCGAACGUGAUGGUCUAUCAUCAAUAUAACGUCGACAAAAUAAACGAAGAUAUUUUUUCGAGAAGACUUCGCGGAAGCAAUAAAUCUUUUUAUUGUACAUUUUUCUAUUUUUUCAAUUUGGGUCAGACGCUUCGCGAAUUGUUUUUUCGUCAUUCAAGGAUGCAUGCCAACUCGAUGCAACAAUCACCUUGGUACACGUGUAUGUACGUGCUCGCGAUUGUGCGUACGUAUGUGUCGCCUUCAGAUUUAUAUUUUGUUAUACUAUACUAAGCACGACGAGAGGAAAGAAUCGAGGAAUGCGGAUGGAGGACGUUUGGUAUUAUUUAAAUUCCCUUUCUGAAGUUUCCCGAUUAAACGUCCGACUAAAUAUUAUAAAUCGAGCUUCUCUCGAUCGCGCAUUCUAUAUGUGUCUCUUGAUCUUAUGAGAUGUUUAGCAAUAAGAGUUAAACGAUGUAGUGUCAAGGGCAGUAUAUAGUUUUAUCUGUGAUCCCGCGAAUGAAUUUUCCGCUAGUGGUUAAC
Molecule: messenger RNA, 1633 nt
Organism: Atta colombica
Lineage: Eukaryota; Metazoa; Arthropoda; Insecta; Hymenoptera; Formicidae
Gene: jdp
Product: J domain-containing protein
Exons: 5
Coding region: 292-816 (174 amino acids)
Cellular component (GO): cytoplasm
Source: RefSeq, a predicted model, not a curated record